This is a messenger RNA of Epinephelus moara (kelp grouper), 3163 nucleotides long. It is a transcript of the gene sh3rf2, whose product is annotated as SH3 domain containing ring finger 2. NCBI's taxonomy places the organism in Eukaryota, Metazoa, Chordata, Actinopteri, Perciformes, Serranidae. Gene Ontology annotation, molecular function: ubiquitin protein ligase activity; protein binding. Bases 170 to 2737 code for a protein of 855 amino acids. Gene Ontology annotation, biological process: positive regulation of JNK cascade; positive regulation of proteasomal ubiquitin-dependent protein catabolic process; protein ubiquitination. The record is from RefSeq and is a predicted model, not a curated record. The transcript is spliced from 11 exons.
CCCGACGUCAAAAAUUUUGGCUCGUGACGGUCGGUACAGCUCACGCGCCUGUCCUGCGCCGCACUGUCCCGUCCUCGCGCACUGCGUCAUGGCGACGGCGGUGAAAAAGUUACGCAUUUCCUAACCGGAGUGUUGUGAAUAUCACAGUGGCAGUCAGCAGAUACACGUUAUGGUGGAUUACAGUGUUUCAGAUGCAGCAGGAGUCUCAAAGAGAGGUGGCCCUUUUAAAAUGGAGGAGCUGGCUCUAAGUGCCCUGCUGGAAUGUCCUCUGUGUUUUGUGCCACUGGAUGUGUCAGCUAAGGUCCUGCCCUGCCAGCACACUUUCUGUAUGUCCUGCCUGCAGAGGCAGGAGGCAGCCCACUCCCAGCUGCUCUGCCCAGAGUGUCGCGCACCUGUCCCUGUCAGGACUGUGGAGGAGCUUCCCGCAAACCUCCUGCUGGUGCGGCUCCUGGAGGGGCUCCAGGGCUCAACGGGGCCCAGAGGGGAUGGACAGACAGCCCGCUACGCUGUGCCCUUGGUCAGGGGCGGCUUGGCAGUCAGGGAAGGUCAGCAGCAGUUUGAGAGUCAACACAGAGAGAAGCAAGGACACAAUGAGCUUGCUCUCAGAGCUUCGAUACGUAACCAACGAGGUGAUUCGCCAGGAGAGCUGGUCCUCACGCCUGGUAACGGUAUCCCCCCGAAGCACAAAGUGGAUGAGAGCUGGCACCACGGAAACGCUGGUGCGUCUGUCACUGCCAGCACGCUGCAGGCCGUCAGCCAGAUGCCUCAGCUGCAUCCCCUCCAGCAGCUCCAACCUCCGGCCCUCUGCAGGGCGCUGUACGACUUUAACCCCGAAGAGAUGAAUCUGGAAGACAGUAAAUAUUGUCUCAGCUUCCUCAAGGGAGACAUCCUUACUGUCAUCAGACGGGUGGAUGAACACUGGAUUGAAGCCAAGCUAGGGGAGAAAGUUGGAAUUUGCCCUCUGCAGUUUACAGAGCCAAACUCAGUGGCUGCCAAACUGCCAGAGGGAAAGAAUCGGAGGGGGAGUGACUCAGCAGAAUUUCAGCAUCGGACAGGGAGUGGGGGCAAAGACAAGGCCACUGACGUAUCCAAUAGGACCACCCAUCACGGAGUCCCUCAGGUCCCGGCAAAGACACCCAUCAUCAAUGCUUUGCCCCUCUCCAGCCAGCGGAAACAGCCCGCAGCCAGCAGCAUCAACUUUUAUCAGACUGCCAAAGGAGAAACGACCAACAUCAGCACCUUCAACAGCUUCAACCGUCAGGGUCAGCCUCACCACCUCUCUGUGCCUCGGGCUGCCCGGGGCCACCCUCAUCCCUCUAAAGUGAACUCUCAGCGAAUUAGACGCCACUCUGACACUACGCACAGACACCUGUUACAGAGUGAGAGGAAGAUGACCAGUGAGACGCCACCCACCAUCUCUAUGGCUCUGGUGAACCCCCAAAUGUCCUCUGCCUCUGCAGACAACAGAACCUCCUCCACGCAGCAGCUCUCCAUCAGUGUGUGUGCCGUCCUGUACUCCUACAAACCACGUCGGCCCGAGGAGCUGGAGCUGAGGAAAGGAGAGAUGGUGGGAGUGUAUGGAAAGUUCAAAGAAGGCUGGCUGCGUGGGUUAUCGCUCAGAACGGGCAAAGUGGGCAUUCUGCCCAGCAACUACAUAACGCCUGUGCUCAGAACCUCAGCCAGGCUCCUGGAGACCAAAGCAGCUAAUGCGUCCUCACAGUACAACACAGUAGCUGGAAAGAAACCCACAGCUGCCAAGAAUCCUGCUGUGGUCCUUGCUCUUGAUAGGGUAAACUCUGAUGGAGCGAUAUACUCAACAGGACAGGUCCCAUCUGUGCCAAAUGGAGCACAGCAUGCAAUGUCAUCCACUGGCGCUGGAAAACCGUCCUUCUAUGGGAGUUCACAAGGUUGGGACACUGUGAGACGCAUCUUUAACCCUCAUAGAGGCUCAAACCAUGUCUCCCACACGUCCAAUCUGAACGUUCCGUCCAACUCACAGCACUUUGCACAAGUUCAGGCAUCCGGCUACUCACCUGCCAUGCAGAGGAAGAAAAACAGCAGCAUCCUGUCCAACUCUGUCAGACCACGGGGCUGGAUGACUGAGCCAGCAGCGCCCUCUGCUGCUGCAGUCUUUAAGGACAGGGAGUUCACUUCUUUACCAGAGGCAACGUUUCAGCAUGACAGACAGCCUCCCAAUGGGCCUCACUCAAUUCUAGUCAGACCCGACUCACACAAGAAUAAUACAGACAAGCCGGCAAAAUCAGUGCGGUUCUUCACAGAUGAAGACUCCCCUCCUCCAAGACCUCGCACCUCCUCCUGGUCAUCAGGAAAUCAGGUUCCGUCCAACUCCCGCCCUGGCCCCCCUCCAUUAGAAGUGUGGGCCCCAUCGCUCACCCUGGGAAGAGACGGACCAGGGAUUAUUCUCAAAGAAGGAAAAGCUCCUAUUCUCAGGAAAGGCCUUGAAACAACUGUCUCAGAUCUAAAUUCUAACCAACAGAAACCAAUGUCGUUACAGCCGUCGCUAUCAGCCGUGUCAGCUCAGUUCAGCCCCAGCAGACACAGAGUGACCACAACGCAUUUAGCCCAGACGGACUCAGAGCUCAGUCUGCUUCAAGGAGAGCUUGUCCUCGUCCACAGACCUCGACCUGAUGGACGAGUUCUGAUUACUCAGGAGAGCAGCGGGCAGACCGGCUUAUUCCACAGCGUUGUUCUUCAAGACCUCGAGAGGCUCAGCUGACUGUAGUACUACUGUAGUAGUGUAUAUUUCUAUAAUCCAUGUGUUCAAACUGCCAAAUGACUUGACUGACCUGCUGAACAACAAGAUGCGUGUUGAGGUCCAAAGGUUAAUACUGCCAUUGACAAUCCUUUGAAGGAAGUGUUUAUUUUUGUCCUGAGUGUAUAUGAGAGUGUGGUUAAAUUCCCUGGAGAUAUUUCGUGUGUUCUUCAAAUUACAGUAUGUGCAUGUUUGUUACACAUGUAGCCUACUAUUAUAAGAAUUUGCACAAAAUCCCACCUAAUGACUGUUCCUUGUUUGAUACCCAUGUUACACGCAUUGGUGAGUGCCUUUGUCAAAACCCACAAAGAAACGAACUAUAUUUAAAUAUAUUUAGAGAAAUUAUGAGGUAAAAUAUAUGUACUGCUUAAUGUGGUAAUAAACUAUACU